This is a messenger RNA of Linepithema humile (Argentine ant), 679 nucleotides long. RefSeq names its product Mitochondrial inner membrane protein MPV17 (gene Mpv17). The record is from RefSeq and is a predicted model, not a curated record. NCBI's taxonomy places the organism in Eukaryota, Metazoa, Arthropoda, Insecta, Hymenoptera, Formicidae. Gene Ontology annotation, biological process: cellular response to reactive oxygen species. Gene Ontology annotation, cellular component: cytoplasm; membrane; mitochondrion.
AAACGUUUUUACGUGCAAUGGCCUUUAUAGAGCUUAAUGAUCAGUGGUCAGUGUUGUCAGUCGAAAACUAUAAUAAACGAUUUAAUGCAACGAGUGACGUAUAAUCACAAUUAUGCGAAAUAUAAAGAUAAUGUAUCAAAGAGUGUUGAGAAAAUAUCCCAUCGGUACACAAGCAGUACAAGCUGGUAUACUAAUGGGACUCGGUGAUCAGAUUGCACAAAAUUUUAUAGAAAAUAGGUCGAAAACUAUUGAUUUUGUACGUACAAUGAAAUUUGCUGGGAUUGGUUUCUUUAUUAGUGGUCCAGCGACAAGAACAUGGUAUGGAAUUUUAGACAAAUACAUAGGGUCUAAAGGUUACUCCGUUGCAAUAAAAAAGGUUGCUUGUGACCAAUUGUUAUAUGCUCCUACAUUUAUAGCAGUUUUAUUAGUUGUUAUUGGCAUUUGCCAAGGAAAAGAUAUUGAAGGACUAAAGAUUAAGAUGAUAAAUGAAUAUAAUGAUAUUUUAACGAAUAAUUAUAAGCUUUGGCCUAUGGUACAACUUGUGAAUUUUUCUCUGGUACCAUUACAUUACCAAACUUUAGUUGUACAAUCAAUUGCUCUAUUCUGGAAUAGUUAUAUUUCAUAUAGAACAAGUUUAGAUAAAUGUAAUGAAUUUAAAUAAAUAUAUUUUAUUGAUAAA